AUGGAGAAACCUAGCCAGGAGGAUAUUCUUGCCAGAUCUGCCGCUGGGGCGACGCUCCUCAUUUUCGGUAGCCUCUUCACCAAGAUCCUCACGUUUGUGAUGAACAACGUGUUGUUCUGGUACAUUUCGCCGACCGCGUUCGGGAUCCACAUUCUCUUCGAGUUCACCGUCUCCUCGGCGCUCUACUACAGUCGUGAGGGCGCACGUCUCGCAUGCCAGCGUGUCAGUGUCAAAGACAAGACAGACAAGCUCGGAGGCCUCUCGGCGCACACCUCCGCGGUCCAGUCGAUCAUCAACUUCGGGUUCAUUCCGAUCAUGAUGGGGGUGCCGAUCACAUGGGCGUUUUUCACGCUCCAGCAUAAGUCGAUUGCGCUUGAGGCAAAGAACUUGGGCUGGUACCACUUGUGUGUCAAACUCAACGCGAUGGCGAUCAUGGUGGAACUUUUGGGCGAGCCGUGCUACUUGGUGAAUCAAUUUCGCCUCAACUUCAAGAAGCGUGCGCAGUACGAAAGCUUGGCGGUUGUGGCCAAGUGCGUAGUGACAUUUGUCGCGGUGUUCUACUGGCACGAGGGCGACGGCGAUGAGAACGACAACUUGGCGAUUCUCGCCUUCAGUGCCGGCCAGUUAGUGUACUCCACGGUCCUCACCGUGCUAUACGUCCGGGAUUUUACGCGCAAGAGCUCGCCCUUCCGGUUUCUCCCUACGAAGAUCACCGGCAAAGGCUCGUACUAUUUCGACUCCGGCAUCUUCAACCACUGGCUCAGUAUCUUUGGCCAGAUCGUGUUCAAGCACUUUCUCACCGAAGGCGACAAGCUUAUCACAAACCUCUUCUGCACCUUAUCUCAGCAGGGCGUGUACAACCUCGUUAACAAUUACGGCUCGUUACUUGCACGGUUGCUCCUAGCGCCGGUUGAGGAGAGUUUCCGCUUGUACCUCACCCGAACCCUCUCCCACUCGCACGGGUCGUCGCUCAGCAAUAUCCAGCAAGCCCACCGCGUGCUUCAGCUUUUGCUCAAGGCGUACACAUACUUCCUGGUGCUCGUCUGUCUCGCAGGCUUCAGUAACUCGUCCUUCUUGCUCGGCUUGGUGACAGGCAAGCAGUGGCAGGCGUCCGAGGCUGCGGACUUGCUUCCGUACUACCUCUGCUACGUGCCGUUCCUUGCGUUUAACGGGAUACUCGAGGCCACGUUCACGUCCGUCGCGAACCCCCAGGGCAUCGCACACCACUCGGUCUGCAUGGGCGUUUUUUCCGUGGCCUUCUUUGCCAUGUGCUACGUCUUUGUCCAGCAGUGCGCGAUGGGUUUGUACGGCUUUAUCCUCGCGAACGUGGCCAACAUGCUGCUCCGCAUCGCCUACUGCGUGUGGUACGAGCGCCGCUACUUCCGCAAAUUUGAGAUAGAGAUGAUACCACGCUUCAGCGCCAAGAUGGCCAACGGGGUGUUUGCCAGUGUUGUUGCUGUACUCUGCCAGUGGUUCCUCGGUGUCAGCACGAGCGUUUUCGGCGUGGCAAAGUCUGCGGUCUUAUGUGCAAUCUUGGCGGGGUACAUGGCGUUCUUGGAGCGCGAGUUGGUGGCAGAGGUGGUUACGCCAUUGGUACGGGGAAGAAGAAAAGGGAAUUAG
Molecule: messenger RNA, 1620 nt
Organism: Babjeviella inositovora NRRL Y-12698
Lineage: Eukaryota; Fungi; Ascomycota; Pichiomycetes; Serinales
Product: glycolipid translocation protein
Exons: 1
Coding region: 1-1620 (539 amino acids)
Biological process (GO): dolichol-linked oligosaccharide biosynthetic process; glycolipid translocation
Cellular component (GO): endoplasmic reticulum membrane
Source: RefSeq, a predicted model, not a curated record